Phlebotomus papatasi is the source of this 721-nucleotide messenger RNA. Its product is annotated as nucleoplasmin-like protein. Gene Ontology annotation, cellular component: nucleoplasm; nucleolus; cytoplasm. The transcript is spliced from 3 exons. Gene Ontology annotation, biological process: chromatin remodeling. Lineage: Eukaryota; Metazoa; Arthropoda; Insecta; Diptera; Psychodidae. Bases 111 to 617 code for a protein of 168 amino acids. Gene Ontology annotation, molecular function: RNA binding; histone binding; chromatin binding. The record is from RefSeq and is a predicted model, not a curated record.
GGAAAUUUCUUUCGUCAAGUAAAUUGUCACUUGCCGGCGGCGCUUACACAUUUUUAUUGCGCUUUUCACGUGAAAAACUUCAAAAAUCCGCAGAUUUCUAACACUUCAGGAUGUCUGAUGAGUAUUUCUACGGAGUCACUUUGACCAAAGCUGCUCCCACGCAGACAUGGGAUCCUUUUCACAACGACGAGGACAAUGAGCUCAAUAUCGUUUAUAACAAAUUAAUGGUGAAACAGCUCCUGCUCGGCCACGAUGCCAAGGAAGAUGAAUACAAUGUUGUCGAAGUGACCACUCAGACAAUUGAUGAUGUUAUCAAGAUCCCUGUUGGUGUCCUCAAAGCUGGAGAAGCCCGAAAUAUCUGUAUGGAGUUGGAAUUUGUAGCUCCGGUGAUUUUCACACUUGUCAAAGGUUCUGGCCCAGUUCAUAUCCAUGGUCAUCAUUUGAUUGGAGAAUCUAACGAGGAGACAGGCCUUUGGGAUGAUGGAGACACUAUGGAAGAGGAAGAGGCAAAAGCCGAUGAAGAGGAGAAUGGAAGUGCCAGGCGAAAGCAAAAAUUUCCCAGCAGCCUCAAGCAAUUGACAAAGUUUGGAACUCCUGUCCCAAGAAAGAGGAAAUAGAGUUGAUGAAAUGCCAUAAUCCACCACCUAAAACUCCAUAACAUUUCCUCCCACUUCAUGUACAAUGUUUCCUAAUAGAAAACAUUUUCAUUCAUAUUGAAAAA